Molecule: messenger RNA, 2030 nt
Organism: Piliocolobus tephrosceles (Ugandan red Colobus)
Lineage: Eukaryota; Metazoa; Chordata; Mammalia; Primates; Cercopithecidae
Source: RefSeq, a predicted model, not a curated record
CUUCCCCUCAAGGAGCUUGGUCCAGUGGGAGUCAGACUCUCACGGGUCAUGAAUGCGGCUAAAACAAAGUGCCCCACGAGUUCAAGAGAGGUACCAUGAACUGACAGGGGCAGACUGACGUUUCCCAAAUGGUCUGACGGUGGGCCUUGUUGUGGAGCUGUCUCGCAAUCAGAAAAAGGAAGGGAGGCAAAUUAUUCCGAAAUCAGACUAUGAGCAAACCUGGAGGCUGGAAAGAAAGCAAUCAGGGUGGCGGAGCCUUUGGGGGUGCAAUGAAGGCCCAAUUCAUCAGGGGCUUUAGAUUAAGCUUAACCCUGCUAGCGAUCUAAUAAAGGUUGGCAUGAUUUGACUUGACUUUUAUUUUGUUUUAUAAAAGUUGAGUCUUUUCGUCUUUAAUUGUCGCUAAAGCACAAACCUCACAAAGAACUAAUUCCACCCGGUCACUUCCCCACUGGCACAAAUAUGGCGUCCUCCCUCUAAGGGGCCCGAGACACUUCCGCCCCUCUCAGAAGUGACUUCCGCUCAGCUCGGCGUGGCGGCAGUGACUGCCGUCACUUAGUCGCCGAUCAAGCCUUGGACUAAGGGUCCACGGUCACUCGAGCAGGACUUGGAUUGGAUGCUGAAUAAAACUCACCGUGAAGCAAGUCCCACUGAACGAAAAGUUGGUCGUAGCAUUUCUCAGGUAAAAGAAUCGGCACGAGCAGCCGUUUAAGCGGUCCAUCCGCCUCGGCCGCCAUAUUGCAAAGCUAGCUUCCGCCAGUCUCUCCAGACCGCCAUUGACUUUCGUUGCGCGUGCGCGUUGCGGACACUCCGCCUCCCGUUCUUUUCCCGCGGCGAAGCUGGCCCGCCCCCUGCUCCCAGUUCUUUCUGACGCUACCCACCCCCGCUCUAGUGGCGUAAAAUAAGUCUCAGUCAGGGACCACGUUUUGGACGCGCCCGGCAGCUGGAAUUCUAAAGCUUGCCGAAGCUGCACGCCUGCGCAGUUAGAUCUCCCACGCCUUUGUUGACGCUUCCAGUUUGUAAGUCAGAUUUACACCCCUGCCUUUCUCCGCUUCUCUUGCUGGGCGCCAUCUUGUCUUCUCGUAGCACACUCUGUAUUGUUCGAAGUUGAGAGAGAAGGAGCCCGAGUCUCCGAGGUGGCGUUGGGUGGGGGCGCCACUAGCUCCAGUUCUCUCGACGUCUCUAGAGGGAAGGGCGCCGGUGGGAGCAGGAGAGUCUGCACCGGGCAGGCCUCCUUAGGUGCGGCGUUGCGCGCAGGGCCCCGUGCUUGCCUUGCCUCCGGUUGGCUCAGGCCUCGGAGCAUGAGUGCGCCGGCAACUGCUGGGCCCGGGACAGUGAAGCAGAGGAGGUGGUGGGGGAGACGAGCCCAGGGCAGGGAAGGGCAACCCUUGAAUCACCCGUGGGGCACAGACUGGCCGUCUCCGGGAAGCUGAGGCCUGGCGAUGCAGCCCUGGGGUUCUCCCCCUCCCCGCUGACCCGAGGGCGCACCACGUGCUGGGCAGAGACUUCGGCGAGGCCGAGUGGACCCUGCAGCUCCGCUUGGGGAAGGGCACCUUGGACUACCUGGUGGGGGCGUUGUGCUUCGUUACCCAGCGCCGGGACGCCGACCCACGGUGCCCACCCGUGCGUCAUUCCGCUGUGGAUCAGCCCUUUGGCGGCCCCCCGAAGUCUGCAAGGUCACACGGAUGUCUGCAGGCAGAGGUGGGAUAGGAGCAUCCCAGGUGCUGCGAGGAUUUAAUCGGGCUCUUCUGCUGGCCCUGAAUACGGUGGACAGGACAGGAUAUUCUCAUUGCUCAGGAGCCACUGGCGCUGCCUUUGGGAAUGAAAUUCCACAGCCUCCCACUUAUCGCUUUGUCUGUCUGCUGCAUCUGAAACUGUACCAGGGUCAGGAAAAAGGCUGCGGGGGUGAAUGGCUCUACCGGCUUGCCAGGGAUGGGGUACUGGAGCAGCCAGUGGCCCCAAGAGGAGGAAGGAAGGGAGGCACGGCAGACCCAACACCAGCUGUGCCAGGCUUUGGGGGGGUAAACCCAUGA